AUGUCGACCUCGCGACUACCCAGAAUUGCUGCUCUCCGCAAGCACCAGCUUCUUUUGGAAUUCUCAAGUCUAAAGCAUGCGGCCCCUCCUGGCACAUAUGUGAGCAUCGCCCCUAACGACCCUACUCUGUGGAUCGGAGUAAUUUUUGUACGCUCUGUGGGCAAGAAGCUGAUCACGCCGUCGGGUCUCUCUCCAGGUCCCUAUGCCAGCGCCGUCCUCCGCUUUCAGAUUCGUUUCCCUUCCUCAUAUCCCGAUCUCCCGCCUCUUGUCACCUUCGCGACCGAUGUUUUCCAUCCUCUUAUCGUCCCUCUUACCACAUAUACUUUCAGUACCAAUGCGUCCAGCGAAGAUCCAGUGAGCGCGACAGACGAAGAGCGACUACCCCCGGGCGGGUUCAGUCUCCGUCAUGGAUUUCCCCACUGGUUUGGCCGAGCCAGGCGCAACGGUACCAGCUCAAAUGCUUCAUUGGGGCCAGGUAGCGUGCGUGGCUCGACUGCUGAAGGAGAGACAACGGAUGCAGCCAGCAAGGAUGGCUCUGUUCAUAAUAACGUGGACCCCUCUUCGUCGAAACCGCAGUCGGAAGGCGAGGGCGAUGGAACUACCGGCGACAAGAUCGAUACUUCGUCUGUAUCUCAACAUGAGGACAAGGUGCAAUCUGUUCCGGUGUCAGAAUUAUUAGACUACAUUCGCUCUACAUUUGAUGACGAGAUCGUCCUCGACUCUUUACCAUUGGAGGCUGCUGGUAACCCGAGUGCUUGGCAUGCAUGGAAAGCCCAUCGAAAGGACAGCGGCAACUCUAGCCUGGGCUAUAAUGCCAAACGCGGGAGCCCGCAGACGCGACUCCCCGGCGACUGGCACUGGGACGGAAUUUGGGCAAAGCGGGUGCAACACGAGAUUGAGGCUAGUCAUUCGGAUUCGACGCUAUUUGGCAGUGCUGCUUCUCGCGGAGGGACCGAUGAAAUGAUCCGAUUUUCCCGAUUAGACGAUGCCACAUUGACAACAGUCAAGAAUAUGAUCGUUCCAGUAGUGGAGGAGGCACAUGAUGCCUUGUAUUUCCAAGCCAACAUGUCUAAAGCCGUGUAUAAUAAGUACAAGACAUCGAUCAUUGUGCUUGCUCUGGUCCUUGUUCCGAUUGUUGUCAUUGGGUGCGCCUUCGCCGCUGCUCUGGCCUGCUCGGAAUUCUGGAGUUCCGACCGUCCUGCUGGCUGCACAUCUUGGGUCAAAUCGCAUGUGAGACGCCGCAGAAGACGCUCUGAUCCUUCGCCUCCCCCAUCACCUGUGUCUACUGGCUCCUCUCAAGUCUCUUCUGUUUACGACGACCCCGUUCGGAGCACGGAGACUGUUUGA
Aspergillus affinis is the source of this 1347-nucleotide messenger RNA. RefSeq names its product putative ubiquitin-conjugating enzyme. The record is from RefSeq and is a predicted model, not a curated record. Bases 1 to 1347 code for a protein of 448 amino acids. The transcript is spliced from 5 exons. NCBI's taxonomy places the organism in Eukaryota, Fungi, Ascomycota, Eurotiomycetes, Eurotiales, Aspergillaceae.